Geosmithia morbida is the source of this 255-nucleotide messenger RNA. Its product is annotated as TBC protein. The coding region runs from base 1 to 255 and encodes 84 amino acids. Lineage: Eukaryota; Fungi; Ascomycota; Sordariomycetes; Hypocreales; Bionectriaceae. The record is from RefSeq and is a predicted model, not a curated record. The transcript is spliced from 2 exons.
AUGUGGUCAUCGUCGAGCAGCGGUAGCAAGAAGCCCGCUCAUCAAUCUGCAUCGCCGUUCUGGAGGCCACCCCCGGCUAGGAGGAGUGCCACGACGCCUGCUGGCCGCGACCCCAACCUUGUCGUCGGCGCCUCGUACUCCCACGCCGACAUUCUCAAGCUCGACUCCUCGUUCGUGACCCAACAAAUCCUUCCCUCCCCCCUCAUCUUCUCUCCUGUCUACGAAACGAGGGAUCGGCCGCCCCACAUACGCUGA